Molecule: messenger RNA, 1221 nt
Organism: Humulus lupulus (European hop)
Lineage: Eukaryota; Viridiplantae; Streptophyta; Magnoliopsida; Rosales; Cannabaceae
Product: zinc transporter 5-like
Exons: 3
Coding region: 55-1119 (354 amino acids)
Biological process (GO): zinc ion transmembrane transport
Cellular component (GO): plasma membrane
Molecular function (GO): zinc ion transmembrane transporter activity
Source: RefSeq, a predicted model, not a curated record
CUCUAUCUAUAUAUAUAUUUUGCUUUUCUUCUUUCUCUCUGCCACUAGGAUACAAUGAAGAAUUUUCAUAAACAAGUCUUGCUCCCCCUCUUGCUCUUAGCAGCAGUACUCCCACUUCUGGCACGUGGGGAGUGCACGUGCGAACAGGAAGAAGAAGAAAGCAACAAACCCCUUGCACUCAAAUACAAGUUAGCCGCCAUAGCUUCUAUCCUGGUGGCUGGAGCUAUAGGGGUUUGUCUUCCGAUUCUGGGGAAGACGAUUCCAGCUCUGAGUCCCGAAAGGAACGUUUUCUUCUUGAUCAAGGCCUUUGCAGCCGGCGUCAUACUCUCCACCGGCUUCAUCCACGUCUUGCCGGACGCUUUCGAGCACUUGACCUCGCCCUGUCUCAAAGGUACGGCGUGGGAAUUUCCCUUCACUGGCUUUGUCGCCAUGAUGUCUGCCAUCGCCACUCUCAUGGUUGACGCUUUUGCCACGUCCUAUUACAAGAAAUCUCACUUCGGCGGUGCAAAGGCUCCGGCGCCGGCGAGCGUUGGAGACGAAGAGAAGGAUGGUGAUCAUGCCGGCCACGUCCAUGUUCAUACUCAUGCCACUCAUGGCCAUUCUCAUGGUUCGGUUGAGGAUUCUGCCUCUUCAGAACUUCUCAGGCACAGGGUUAUAUCUCAGGUUUUGGAGUUGGGAAUUGUAGUACAUUCUGUCAUCAUAGGAAUAUCUCUGGGUGCUUCGGAGAGUCCCAAAACAAUAAGACCUUUAGUAGCUGCCUUGACCUUCCACCAAUUUUUUGAAGGCAUGGGACUUGGUGGCUGCAUAGCACAGGCAAAGUUCAAGGUGAGAGCUGUGACAAUAAUGGGACUUUUCUUUUCCCUCACAACACCUGUUGGAAUAGCAAUUGGGAUUGGAAUAUCAAAUGGAUACGAUGAGAACAGCAACACUGCUCUUAUUGUAGAAGGCAUUUUCAAUGCUGCAUCAGCUGGAAUUCUAAUCUACAUGUCUCUGGUUGAUCUCUUGGCUGCCGAUUUUAUGAGCCCUAAAUUGCAAAAUAAUAGUAGACUUCAAAUUGGGGCCAAUUUAUCGCUACUUCUUGGAGCUGGUUGUAUGUCUGUAUUGGCUAAAUGGGCUUAAUUUAAGCUUAAUUUUGCUUAUUAAAGUAUUAUAUAGGAAAUCAUCUUUUGUACUUUCUCAUUGCAAAAUUCAUUUUUAAUGAUAUGAUAUAGUUUCCAUACA